AUGUCUACUGACAGCCAAGAUCUAGUCCCCAUCACCCUUACCCACCAUGGCAAACCUCAUACUUUCUCCUUCCCCUCCGAUGCGACGAUAUCAAACCUCUCAGACGAAAUCGCCGACUCCCUCUCCGUUCCGCCCUCCAACCAGAAACUUAUGAUCUCCAAACUCGGCCUGCUUAAGCCCCCCUUCAAAGACCCCGGCCUCUCCAUCAGCUCGAUAGCAGACAAGAAGAUAACGCUUAUGGGCAGUACCGCCGUAGAAGCUUCCUCCAUCUCCGAAGCAUCAGAGCAUGCCUCAAGACGCGUAACAAGGCAGAGCAGGCCCAUGCAAAAAGUUUCCGCAUAUAAAACACACGAUUGGAAGAAAGAGCAGCAAGAAGCGCAGUACACAUUCACAACUCUCCGGCCUCUUCCUUACCUUCCCAACCCAUCAAAGUCGCUACAGUUUCUGCAAAGGUUGAAAGAUGAUGCUGGAAUCAAAGCGUCGAUGCGGAAACACAAGUUUACGGUCCCGCUCCUCACAGAGAUGAAUCCUAUCGAACACACCCAGUCGAACCACGAAGGCACAUCGCGCACGCUGGGCCUAAACCGCAACGCUGGAGAAGUGAUAGAACUGCGUUUGCGGACUGAUGCUUACGAUGGGUAUCGGGAUUACAAAACGAUACGCAAGACGCUGUGUCACGAGUUGGCGCAUAAUGUGCAUGGGCCUCACGAUAGGAAUUUCUGGGAUUUGUGCAAACAGAUUGAGAAGGAGGUUGAGGGCGCGGAUUGGAGGAGUGGCGGGCACGCCUUGGCAGAUGAGGAGUAUUAUGGCAGUGAGGAUGUGGAUGAUCAUGGGGGGUGGACGGGGGGUGAGUUUGUAUUGGGCGCGAGUGGCAGUGGUGGUGCGGCGAGUACGGGGAAUGUUGUUAGUGCGGGGUUGAGUAGGAGGGAGGUUCUGGCCAAGGCUGCAGAGGAGAGGAUGAAGAGGUUGAGGGAUCAGGGUGGUGAGAAUGCUGGGAGUGGUUCUGGAUGA
This is a messenger RNA of Lachnellula hyalina, 1011 nucleotides long. RefSeq names its product Ubiquitin and WLM domain-containing metalloprotease. The transcript has a single exon. Gene Ontology annotation, molecular function: proteasome binding. The record is from RefSeq and is a predicted model, not a curated record. NCBI's taxonomy places the organism in Eukaryota, Fungi, Ascomycota, Leotiomycetes, Helotiales, Lachnaceae. Bases 1 to 1011 code for a protein of 336 amino acids.